CCCUGUCAGUUUAUGUACAGGAAAAGGUUGUAGGAGUUUGUCACUGGACACUGCAGCAUUGGACAAGAGCUCAAUUCGUCUGCCUUUCUAUAUUUGGAUACUUAAAGAUUAACAUUUUUUCCGGGGCAACUACACUUUAAUCGUCGGGUUUUUUGUUUUGUUUUGUUUUUGCUUUUUGUCGAAGGGCCAGAGAUUAUGGCCGCAGUAAAAACGGAUAACAGACUGACGAGCUCUCAAAGCUUUGUAUGUGUUGGAUUUGCUGGAAUAUUCAGUAAAACUUUUACUUCUCCAUUGGAGGUGGUGAAAAUUAAAAGUCAAGUGGGGACUUUUCACUGCAAAAAAGGCUUCUGGCAAAGUUUUGUUCUGGUCUAUCAGAACGAGGGACUCCGGGCGUUUUGGAAAGGAAAUCUUGUCUCUUGUCUACGGUUGUUUCCAUAUACAGCGGUUCACAUCACUACAUACAAACAGAUAGUUCAUCUUCACAUGGAUGAAGCGGGCUUUAUUUCCCAGUGGAGAGCCAUAUUCGCUGGUGGGUUAGCAGGUGUUGCAGCUGCACUCACCACUUACCCCCUGGAGGUGGCAGAGACCAGGCUGAUUGUGCAGAACAGCAGAGAACCCACAUAUAUUGGCAUAGUUCACACUAUCUCGAAGAUAAACAGAAAUGAAGGUCUAUUUUCUCUCUACAGGGGAUUCUCUCUGACAGUCCUCGGAGCGUUUCCAUUCUCUGUUGGCUGCUAUGCUGUUUACAUGAAUCUGGAUCAACUCUGGCGGGAGCCACAGUUUCGCUUUACCCCCCUACAGAAUCUAAUAAGUGGCUGUGUUGCUGCUGGUGUGGCUCAAACCCUUUCUUACCCAUUUGAAACUGUAAAGCGUAAAAUGCAGGCACAGAGUUCCCGGCUUCCCCAUUUUGGUGGUGUUGAUGUCCAUUUCAAUGGGAUGAUUAACUGUUUUGUUCAGAUUGUGAAAAAUAAUGGUUUCUUUUCACUGUGGAAUGGCCUUACAGCAAGCACAGUAAAGAUUGUUCCCUACUUUUGCCUUCUAUUUACCUGCUUUGAGAUGUGCAAACAAGUUUUCCUUUACCGCAAUGGGUAUAUUAUCUCUCCCCUGAGCUAUAAACCAACACCGGGAGUGGACCAGAGCCUGGGACCUUAUGAGCUUGAAGAGGUGAAACGCUACUUGAAAAACAGAAACUUUGAAACAGAAGAAUCAUCUUUACGAAAAUGUUGGUGAAUGUCCACUUACACAAGAGGCCUAUACAAACCUUUACCAUAACCACAAGACCUCUCUUUUCAUUUACAAUGCUAUUUUGUAUGUCUGUGAAAACUUUCUAAUUUGAUGUAAGAUGGUUAUAUUAUUACAGUAUUGUAUAUUAUUUUGGAAUAAAAUAAUAAAUCACCAUAACAGUGUUCAUCAAUAGGCUGACUCUUGCCAGAACAUCUAUUGUUUUACUUUAAUUUAAAGCUCAUUAACAUUUUGACUAUUUGAUCUGUAACAUAAAUGUUUAAAACUUUUAUUAAACUCGUUUUGAGAUGCA
Messenger RNA from Boleophthalmus pectinirostris (great blue-spotted mudskipper), 1534 nucleotides. RefSeq names its product solute carrier family 25 member 43 (gene slc25a43). Bases 196 to 1230 code for a protein of 344 amino acids. Lineage: Eukaryota; Metazoa; Chordata; Actinopteri; Gobiiformes; Gobiidae. Gene Ontology annotation, biological process: transmembrane transport. The record is from RefSeq and is a predicted model, not a curated record. The transcript is spliced from 5 exons.